This is a messenger RNA of Heterobilharzia americana, 6258 nucleotides long. The record is from the annotation of a GenBank genome assembly. Lineage: Eukaryota; Metazoa; Platyhelminthes; Trematoda; Strigeidida; Schistosomatidae.
AUGCCUCAACCCUUGUUUGAUAGAAUUGCCACUCUUAUAAAUGAGGCUUAUCUGGCACAUUCGUCUAGCGUUAAAGUGACUAACUUACUUCAGGUGAAGGAGUUGCUUAUUCAUCGGGAAUGCUCUCUGUUGGAUAGCUUUUUUGAGGAAGUUGUCAAGUUUCAACAUGAUCCAAAUUCUGAAGUAAAAAAGGCUGUGAUUAGUUUUAUCGAAGAUGCCUGCCGCGUUGAUACCGGUCUCUUAAAAGAGCAGUGGGGUCCCUUUUUUAUCUGUUUUCCACGGCGAUACAACAGGAACCCCCCAAUGAUUCCAAUAUAUCGAACUGCGUUAUCACGAGCCGUCAGGGUUGGAAUAGUAGAUUCUGGUAUUUCAGUGGGUGGUGGCAGUGGAAUAAUCGCUAAUUCAACAGCUGAUAUAGCUCUGGAAACCUUUCGAAGCGUUGCUGGGCUUAAAGAUGAAAUUGUUCGGUUGAUGUUGCCAUUGGAAGUUUCUGGGACGUCGGUUUUUGGUCAGUAUCAUGCUUCAAUCUCUAACGAUGCAAUACGAAUCCAAGCAAUCAGUCUCAUUGAAUGUGUGAUUAUUCUGCAUUCGCGUCGGUUGCCCAACUCUGAAAUACCACCAGCCAAUGAGGGUGACAUUUCCUUGGAUCAAAUCCCGGUACUUACCAAUACUCAACUGCAAGCUAUCCUAGAAGCCAGUACAGCUGCAUCUUCAGCCACACUUCUUCCAGGUGUUUGCUUAGUUAGACCUCAUAGAUUAGCUGAAGAAGCCGAACGUUUGUUUAUCGGAUUAUCAAGUUGGCCAGUGCGUGGGAAACCUACUACAACUUCUGGAUCAGUCACGUGCCCAGUUCUUGAAGCAGUAAUGGAUUCUUUGGUAAAUAUUGCAAGACAAAGGCCUCAGUUUAUGGAUCGUGUUGUACAGGCGUUCGAAACAGUUCAUGUAACUUUACCGCCUCAUUUCUCGGAUAAUCAAGUUAGCUCUGUGAGAAAGAAGUUGAAAAAUGGUCUUUUACAAUUACUAAGACAUCCAGCAGCUGUAUCAGAUUUCCAAGGUCGAAUAACUAUAUUACUCACAGAUCUCGGUGCUACUCAAGUGGAAGUUCUACAAGCAUUGCAAAGCCAUACGGAGUUGUCUCGUUCACGCCUUUAUCCCGAUCCAAGUACAUUUAUGAUUAGUCGUCCCGAUCCAGAUUCUUUUGACCAUGGGGAUGUUGAUAUGAGACAACAGCAUCAAACUAUUCCGCCCACUACGCAAACUUCGUGCUCUGCUCCUGUGACUGCGUGCAACAUACCUGUGCCGGAAAGUACACCAUCAUUCACCACUCAGUCUCAAGUUUCUUUGACAGUAACGACUACAACUACAGUCUCGUCUGUAGACUCUUCACUCUCGAUUUCCGGCAAAUCACAAGCAGAAUCUCAGUUACCCACUACUACACCAGUAACGCCAAGUACUGCUUCAACAGUUGUCCAAAAGGAUCCACCUAUAACCUCGAGUGGAUUCACGUUAGCGGAGGCUGAAGCAGCUCUCAGAUUUGAUGAUGACGACGAUGAUGAAGAUGACGAUGACAUUCAAAUACCUCGAUCAUCUAGACGUUUAAAGAAGAGAGCACGUUCUUCUAUUUCAACAACUAACAGUGGCAGUAAACUUGCAACUUCAAAAUCUGGUUCUUUGGAUGUUAAAGGCCAGUUGACAACUAUGCCUGAAGUCGACCUAAUCACAUCACGAAUAGUGCCUAAGCUAACGACAGCUAAUGUUGCUGACCUAGUUUUACUCAGCAUGGUCACUUUACCGGAUCAAAUGCCUGCUUCAUUCCAUUCAACAUAUACACCAAUAGCAGCUGCUGGGACAUCAGCUCAGAUUCGUCAUUUAGCACGUAUGCUUGCUGUACAGUUAAAUGUAUGGGCCUAUGAAGGUAGUCAUUACGAAGUGGUGGACAGGAUAAAUCAGUUAGAGUUACUAUUAAUUCCUGUUGAUGAAAACGGAGAUGAACAAGUCACUCGUAAACGUAUUUCAAAGGGUGAGGCACGUACUUCGGAACAAGGUGGUGAUAUGCAGAAAGAAUCGGUUAAAUCUAAAAAACGGCGUUUGAAUAUGUUGAGUGAUCAUGCUUCUGCUGAAAAUGAUCCUGAAGCUGAAGAUGCUUUAAUUCGCGCUAAUGCUGCUCGUAAAAUGCAUAGUGCGCAAACAAUGAAUAUAUCUACUCUAGUUGGAUAUAAUACACAGCAAAUGGUCACUGAUUCUGUAGAUAUAAACAUGCCUCCUCCUGGUGUACCUGGUCUAGUUCCUAUGUUUCAUGGUGUACCUCCACCAACUUCCCUAGCAUCCCAAAAUUCAAUGUCAUUACCUCCGACAGUUCCAAAUAUGAUGGUUCCUAGUUUUAAUCCGUCUCAGCCACCGCCUCUGUUAUUGCCUAUUAUGAUGCCGCCUAUGGUUCCACCACCAACACCAUCAACUCCACAAGCUCAAGCAGCAGUAGGUAGUGUCGGAGGUACUAUUCCUUUCAACCAGUAUACAAAUUCAAGCGUACCUAUACCCUUAAAUACUAUCUCGCAACCGGAUAUGAUUGUACCAACAGCUACUCGUCCAUUUUCACUUGACGCUAUAACUGCUUUCUUAAGCCGUGAUGUGCAGCGACAACUUGCUCGUGAUGCAUUCAUGCGUAUUUUAGAAGGCUUAGAGAUACCAUUCACUCGUCGCUUGUCGCUUAAUGAUGGUACAGUUGUACCUACACCUGGAAUAGAUUUAAUUCCUGGUCAGUAUGAUGUGAAUAGAAUGAAGUUAUUGACUCGUCUCACAACACGUCGUUUUGGUGGCAAUGAAUUUUAUAACAUACUCAUUGAUCACGCCAUCCAGAAUUUACGUUAUGGAUUUGAGUUGUUAUCAAAACUACUUAUGCAAGAAUAUUGUCGUUAUCGUGGUUUUCAAUUGAUUGGCUUUGGUUCAUUUCUGGAGUCACGUCGUCACCAAUUAACUGUGAUAAGAGAACAGAUUCGUAGGCGAUUAGAGCCAUCAAUGGAAGAUGGUGGCGAUGGUCGAUAUGGGAAAUCUGCAAUUGAUUCUAAGAAGGAUAUGCCAUGUUUAAAGAAUGCUGGUGAAGAGAAUGUUGAUGAAACCGCGAAUAGUGCUGUUGGAAAUCCUGAGAUGAUCAAUGCAGAUCACAAUGAGGAUAAUAGUUGCAUAAAUGCAUCCACAGAUGAAAUCUCCGUUGGAGAGAAGAAGAGCCUAGAUGGUGUAACAAAGACAUCAUUGAUAACAACAGCAGCAGAUAAUUCUUCAUUGAAACUGAAAGCUUCAAAUGAUGAUAAUGAUGAACAAGAAGGAGAAGUAGACGAGGAGAAGACCACAUCAACUCCCAGAAAUCUAUGCAAAACUCAGUCAAAAAGACUAAAAGAAACCGCAGACGUUAAACCGACCCGAGAAAAACUAGGUGUAUUGAAAGUGCCCUUAGCUCCUCCAGACGAUUUGGGUUGUCUUUCAUUUUAUGAUUGUUUACUAAUAGCAAUUUUACAAAAACUAUCCAAUCCUGAUAUACGUCAACAUUACUUUAGCAGAUUUCUAAUAGAAGCUCCACUUUUAACUCCAGGAGCGAUCAAUGAAUUAAAACGAUAUUGUUCAUCACCAGAACAAGCAGCAUAUGGAUUCGAGAUAUUACGUACGCUGAUCGAAACACGUCCAGUCAGUCAGAGAGAAGAUCUCUUAAAUAUGCUACUACACUUUUGUUCAGUUGAUGGAUUAGAAGUACGUAAGGCUGCACUGAAUGCUACCAGGGAAUUGGCAAGUUCCGAUUCAAGAUGGCAAGAUCACAUAGAGAUGUUCGCUGUACAAAUGCUUAAAAAGUUGUUACAACCGCGUCCAAGUCCAGAUAUAUUUCCAUUUCUUAACCAUGCUUCAAUACCAUCAACAUGGACUGAUGAAGCAUGUCAAGCAUGUGCACACUUAUUUCUGGGUUUAAUGCCUCAAAGUCCUUCACUUAUGCAUAAGUUAGCUGAAGUUUACACUCAAGCUAGUCCAAAUAUAAAACGAUGUUUAUUGAGAAUGGUCGAUUGUCCGAUACGUGAUAUCGGUAUUUAUUCAGUUGAUUUGCACGAUUUAGUUGAUAACUGUCCAAAUGGUGCUGAGACUUUAGUAACACGUAUGAUUCAUAUACUUACUGACUGGCCAUCUUCUGCCUCUGCUGCAAACAGCACAUCUGUUUUAAACUCUGCUUUGAUAAAUACUACUACCAAAACACAAUCUUUACCUCUUAGCCCUGGAUCGACUGUUAAUCAAACAAAUAUCACACAGAUAGGACCAGCUGUGAUUGUUCCACCACCUUCAUUAGUUCAACGUGUAUUUCAUCUCUAUCAAGACAAAGUACAGGAUGUUCGAUGUCUUAUUCCCGUGAUUGUUGGUUUAUCCAAACAAGAGGUAAUAGCUGCUUUACCGAAAUUAAUACAACUGAAUGAGAAAGUUGUAAAAGAAGUAAUAACUCGACUGCUUCAUGCAAGUGUGUCUACUCAGUAUGCUCCACUAGUUAAAGGUGUGAAAAAUAUCUCGUUCGACCCAACAAACCAACCCGCCCCAUCUGGUCCAUUGAGGCCUGAGGAGCUAUUGGUUGCUGUUCAUUUGUUAGAAUUCGCUAAGGAUCCUGCAGCACAGUCACAAAAUGAAGGCAAACCUGCUAAACCUUAUGUAAAUCUCCAAUCUAUACUUCAUGCAUGCCGUGUCUGUUUCGCUGAACGUCGAUUAUUUACGCAAGAACGUUUAUCUGUUGCGAUUGGCCAACUGUUGGAGCAACCUGUUUUACCCACCCUAUUUAUGCGUACUGUUAUGCAAGCGUUAGCUUUACAUCCUCGAUUGACUGGUUAUGUAAUCAACGUAUUAGUUAGAUUAAUUCGUAAACAGGUGUGGAAAAGUGAAAAGCUAUGGGAUGGAUUUAUCAGGUGUUGUGCUAAAACCAGACCACAGAGUUAUCAAGUUCUGUUACAAUUACCGCCUGAUCGAUUGGAAGCUGUAUUUCAACGGGAAACAGCUAUGCGAGGCCAAGUUAAACGUUAUGUGGAGAAUUUCUCUUCAGCUCAGCGUAUUCAUAUAUCAAAAGCAAUUGUUGAAGUUCUAGAACGUCUGCCAACUCCUCCUCGUGUACCAACACCUGAGAUUCAAUCUAAACUGAACGGUGAUACAGCAGAAACUGAAGGCCAAAAUCAGACUGUAUCUCCAGGAAACAGUCCAUCUUCAUCCGGUCCAGGUACACCAACACGUGAUGAAAUGCCCCAUUAUGAUGCACCACCAUUUAUGACUGCUGCAAUGUUUGUUCAGCAAACUCCUAAUCCCGCUAUCAAUAUGAUGUCAUCAUCUCAAGAAACUUCAUCUCUCAUGCAAUCCGGUACUUCUGUUAUCGAUAACCAAUAUCAAAUUCAUCCAUUUACUGCAUCAAAUCCUAUACAACAGAUAGGUUCAUUUAAUCCAACUUCUACUAAGCCAAAUCUUAUCACAUCUUUGCCGCCGUUAUCAUCUAGACAACAAAAGGCUUCAUCAUGUGGUCUAACCAACAAUAUAAAUACUUCCAAUAUACCUGGUGAUCCUGAAGUUGAUCCAACUAUGGAGGAUCUUUUUGAAGCUGAUUGUCAAAACCAAUCACCGUCCCCAUCAUCACCACGAGCACCGUUGAUGGAUGAAUACGAUAUAAUGAAUCAUUCACCACCUCAAAUCACAAUGGAUGUAUCGCAUCAGUUGAAGAAACAUCUCAAAUCAAAACCAUCUUUAGUAUUACAAGAAAUUGAAAAUGAUGCAUUGGAUUUUGAAGAAAACUCUGAUCCGCUAGUUGAUCCCGAUACAUCAUAUUCACAAUUUCAUCAUGGAAGCCUUGGCGAGGACAGUGAUGCUGAUAUUACUACAAUUACUUAUAAUAAUCGCAAUGAGGAUGAUGGUGAACCACCCAUACUUCCUGCUUCUCGUAUUGAUCCUGUUACUAGUUUGAAACGUUGGCGUGAAAGUGAACACAAAGAAGAUACUUCCAAGUUACCAGUUGAAGAAUGGAAUAAGCAGUUAGAUGAGAAGAAUCAAGAGCUUUCACAAUAUCAUUCAGGUUCCGGUGUCGGUGGCAAUACUACUAGUAGUCGACCGAAGCGUCCAGUCGAUUUAAACAAGUUGGAAGCUGAUAGGAAGCGUCUAGAAGAAGAGGCAAUCAAAUAUAAACAGUUAAAGGCUGAAAGAAAAUAUCAUCAACACCGAAAACAGCAACCACCUCCAUCUGGUUCAACGGGAUCCGAAUAA